Molecule: messenger RNA, 16557 nt
Organism: Mercenaria mercenaria
Lineage: Eukaryota; Metazoa; Mollusca; Bivalvia; Venerida; Veneridae
Product: E3 ubiquitin-protein ligase MYCBP2-like
Exons: 85
Coding region: 159-14438 (4759 amino acids)
Cellular component (GO): nucleus
Source: RefSeq, a predicted model, not a curated record
CGUUCCCAUAAUUCACAUGUCAAAAUGUCAACUUUUGCAAAUCGAAAGUUGGGAAAUAAAGUAAAAUCUCAGUGAUUUUUUACUUUCAAGAGACAGGAUGCAACUGAAAAAUCACUAACAUCAUCUCUACAUAUUUAUGAGUAUUUAGAAUAUAUAGAAUGGCUGCUGCUUCUGUACUACCUUCCACAAGAAGUGAACUUGACCUGUUUUUGAAAGGCGACAAACUAGGACAAAAAUUCCACGAACUGUUUCAGCUUGCGGAGGAAAAUAAUGUUCAGAAAAAGAAACAAGAAAAAAAGCCAAAGAAAUCUAAACACAAAGUUAAAGAAAAGAAGUCAAAGGUAUGUAAAAGAGAUGCAAGCCCAGAGGAGAUACCAGAGAACCUGACUACUAACCUGGAGAUUCCAGGCAAUCCCUCAACCUUCAAUGUAUAUGCUCUUGUACGACAGACACUGCUUGAGAAAUGUAUGAAAGAAGCAACGAAAGUUUACCAGAAAAGUACAGGAAAUUUUUCAGACUCCGAGACAGAUGAGGAGACAGAUGAUAAAAGCAAAGAUGCUGCUGUCAAAAUACCCAAGAUUGUUGGGCUUGGACUGUGUGGUGUGUUUGAACUGGUACGAGAGACACGUGCCAACUACCCUGAAUUAUGUGUGAAGGCAAUGAAAGCCCUGCUUGACAUGUUACAGGGACAGAUGCCAGAAAGUAUGAAACAUGAACCCACUGAUGUUGUUGAUGGAUUGUUUCAACUCCUAAUGGACAUUGCUACCAACUCUGGGCCAGACUUUGUACACCAAGGGCUGUCAUUGACCUCGCUGGCAUGUUCGGCAUUGAUCAGUCUGGUUAUAGCGCUAGGAGACACAGGAAAACUUCUCACUGCAGUGGCAGCUCUACUUAUGAGUACAGGACCUCUUGCAUCUGAACACAUUAAGGUACCUGGAAUUUUGACCUCCUUACAGAAGAGUGUACAGGCAGUGCUACAAGGCAAGACUCACCUGCCUGAGUGGUUCACACAUGGAGUAAAGGAACAGUCCAGAUUGUUUUCUUUCAACUUGCAAGAUAUACCACAUACAUCAUCGCUAGAGUCACAGGGCAUAUCUGCUAUCACAUCAGAUGGUCGCUACCUGUACAUACACAAUAAAUAUGGACUCUUCAAGAUAGGCUCUGGAUAUGGGGGAUCAUUAAAGGGUCACAUAGUUUGCUACAGAGAGAUGUUGCCAGCCAAGUCCAGUGUAUGGUUAGCCUAUGCUGGGUCAUUGCUAUUAUGUAGAAUAGAUAAUUCCUCUCAGCUGUGUACAAUCAACACUGACUCACUAGAAGUGGAGAACCUCUGUGAUAUGGAUGGACAUGGUGUUGCUCCCUGUGCAAUGUUCUGUGAUGGAGAACAUAUAGGGCAGAUCACAGCGGCCAAAGAUGAUAGUUUUGUUGUACGUAUGUUUGACCCUCAUCAAUCUCCGAUGACAGUUGUUAAUGAAUUACCUCUGAAACUGACACGAAAAUGUGUUGAUGCAUUUGGAGUGGACGUCUCAGAUAUUGGCAACAGUGAGAGGAGGACUGUCUGUACAGGCUUUGAUGAGGAUAUAGCUUCAAUUACUUCUGGAAAAGAGUUCAGUCUAGUCAAAACAACAGGAGGCAAGGUAUUAUACAUGGGUAAAGCAGCAGCCCUUGGAAUUAAACAGGGUGGACCGUCCUCAGGAAAGUGGGCGGAACUUCCAAUCACCAAGUCUCCAAAGAUUGCUCAGAUAGCUACAGGACAUGAUGGUCAACAUGCAUUGCUGGUGACAGAGGAUGGUAGUGUGUUCUUUGUAGGUACACCUAGGAGAGGCGAGGACGGAGACACCUCUACAUCAAAAGGUAGAAGGCAGCCUAAAGCUGUAAAACCAAAGAAGAUGAUCAGGUUGGAGGCAAAGAAUGUGAUAUAUGCUGCCUGUAACAAUGGAAGCAGUGCUGUCAUUACUAAAGAGGGCGGGCUUUACAUGUUUGGUAAAGAUACUGCACAUUGUCACCAGUCUAGUGGUCAUGUGACAGAUUUAAAGGACCAGAUAGUAUCACAGAUAUCAUUGGGGAAAGCCCAUGCUGUGGCCCUUACAAACAAGGGCCGCAUUUAUACAUUUGGUAUCAACAACAAGGGACAGUGUGGUAGAGAUUUCAACCCAGGAGCCAGCAAAGAUGUGGGAAGUCAGAAUGUGAAUAUGACAGAAGAGGAGGAAGAAGUUGAUAUGGAAUCCAUCAUGUGUCCUCCAGGGAAGCAUAAAUGGAAAUUGGAUCAAUGUAUGGUAUGUUUUGUAUGUGGUGAAUGUACAGGAUAUGGACUGGGCUGUAUCAACUCAGGGAGAAGAAAGGAAAGAAACCCUGGCAUGCCAUGUGGAUGUGGAGCUGGAGAAGCGGGAUGCACAGAAUGUGGAGCAUGUAGAUCAUGUGCGGGAGAACAGUUAGACGGUGAGGAUCUUGACGUGGAUUUACUCAAGGGCAAGGACGGCCCUUUUGACCUUGCCAAGGAUAUAGUCCACCUCAACCUUAUCAUGGGUGGUGGUAGAGAGAUGAAGAAAGCGGGGCCGUUUGCUGAACUGCUUGCCAAGAUGGAGAGAUCUAGAGCCAUGAUACAGAAGAACUGUGGAAAGCUUGGCAACAAAAUGAGAAGGAUGCCAGUAGUACAGAAUUUACCUCCUCACAUAAUGGGAAUGAUGCAUGUAUUUAACCAGAAACCUUCACAAAACAAAGUAGACAAACCAGAAAGAGGCUCCGAAGAUCUAGAUGAGCAAGAAGCAGAACCCAGUAAUAAGAUAGUGAGUCUACCCCCGCAGGAGAUCACCAUAGGAUCUGGAGAUAUCCCCAUCACACAGAUAUCUUGUGGCAUGCAUCACACUGUUGUAUUACUGCAGAAUGGAGAAGUUUAUACAUUUGGCAGUAACCAGUAUGGGCAGUUGGGUGUUGGAGAUACAGUUACAAGAGGGAGUCCAACACGUGUUGCUCUUCCAAGUGUAGCAUGUCAGAUUGCUUCUGGAAGUCACCAUACAGUCAUACUGCUGGCAAAUGGACAGGUGCUCACUUGUGGAAACUAUCAGAAGGGUGCAUUGGGUAGAGCAAAUAUAGAAGAUGGUGCUAAGUCCAAGAUGAGUGCAGUCUGGUAUACUGUACCUGCCCCAGUACCUGGUGUUGGUGCAAGAUUUGGUCGUCGGGCUACAUGGAUAGGGGCCAGUGGUGACCAGACAUAUAUGAGAAUAGAUGAAUCUCUGAUAAAUGCUCACAUACUAUCAUCCUCUAAAGUUUUUGCAAACCAGACUACUAUCGGUCUGAUACCAAUGGGAGAGGACAAUGCUGGCAUCAUGAAAUGUUUGAUGAUCAACAAAGUGGAUGGUAAUUGUCGAAGUUCCUUCGUCAUAAAUAGUUUUGGAAGUGGAGAGCAAGUAGACUUGUCAUCAAAAGCUGUCUGUCUAGAUCCUGUCUACAAUGUUCUCUGGAGUUUCAGUCCAGAAGACAAUGAGAUUCAGUGUUACAACGUGAUAGCAGCAGAGGCUCGAUGUUUGAAGGCAGAUGAUAACACUGUAUGUGAACUGUUCAAGCCAGAGUUAUCUGUUCCUAUCAAGGGUGGUGCUGAAGCGACCAGGUCACACUGUGCUCUACAUGUUCUAGGAUGUUUGGACACACUGACCAUAGCCAAGCAGAGCAAUCUGACAGUACUGGAGGAGGCCAAGGAAAAAGCUGCAACAACAAAAAUAUACAAUAAAGAUGACUUUGCUGUUGUUAAUAGGUUUGAAAACCAUGGUGGAGGAUGGGGUUACUCUGGUCACUCUAUUGAGGCAAUCAGAUUUAUGUGUGAUACUGACAUACUGCUUGGAGGGUUUGGACUGUUUGGUGGCAGGGGAGAGUACUAUGGUAGAAUCAAGUUAUUUGAGCUUGGUCCAGAUGGAGGGGAAAAUGAGGGCGAUGGUGAAGUUGUUGCUGAAUCUGAGGAAGUAGCAUUUGAAUGUGGUGCCAGGGAGAAGUACCCAAUGUUGUUUGAUGAGCCCGUUCUUCUACAAGCUCACAGCUGGUAUGUUGCUCUAGCCAAGAUUUCUGGACCAAGCAGUGAUUGUGGAUCUAAUGGUCAGUCUGUGGUCACUGCUGAAGACCAAGUUGUGUUCAAGUUUAAAGGAUCUAAGAAAUCAAACAAUGGCACUGAUGUGAAUGCUGGACAGAUACCACAGUUACUAUAUAGACUACCAUCACGUGACAACACAACAGUUCCAAGGAAAUCUGACACAACAGAGUCAGCACUUAUACUGAGUCCAGACUUCUCAUGUACAGUCUCUCCUGAGAAUUUUGAAUCCUUGUUGAAACUGUUAGAAUGGAGUUGGAACACGUUUCACUCUAUAGCCCAGGACCUGGAUACAACACGAGGCAGUAGUCAUCUAGGGGCUGUUACAGAUCUACAGAAACUGGUCUACAUUAGUAGGGCAUGUCUCAGACUGCUGAAGACUUACAUCAAUGAAGUAUAUCCGGAUGGAGUGUUGAUCAAGAAGAUGACUGCGGAGACAGAGAGACUAGCAGAGUGUGUUGGUAGUUCUCAGGACCUGUUACGCCGUAUCUUAGCUGAUGAAGUUAAUCCAAACCUGCUCAAGUUCAAAGUGUUUGUUGAUGAGCCGCCAGGUUCUCAGAUCUCAUCGCCAUUUGUAGAUGAUAUACUCGACGAGUGUCAUCUGACAUUUAGAUCUUGUUUCCAUGCUUUCUACCCUACUGGAAUGCUCAAAUGGUUGUGCUUGUGUGAUCUGCUACAACAUCUUGAACCGAGUAUGGUGAAUGCUGGUGGUUAUGGUCGUCUACUUGCGGCAAUUAUGGAAGCCAUGUGUCAUCCUACAAUCAAGUUAACCAACAUUAUGCCAAUCAACUGUGAGCCACAGACAGAGGAAAUCUUGCGUAAACAGUCUACUGUUGUCAUGGAUGAUAACACCAAUAGUGUGGCAAGGAUGGGAGAUAUACACAGAUUCCCACUUCUAGUUGAUCAUAUGACAAAUAGAAUUGAGACAUCAGGAAUUGGAAGAAGUCAUAUAUCGUUCAAGGAAGUGUUAGAUCGCCUGUUGAUGAUUGUAUCAUACCCUGUCAGACAGACACUGAUCAAAGACCAGUCCCCAUACCCUAGUGUACUGGUGGCCAAUACAUGUUCUCUUCUCUCAACCAUUGUCAGUGAACUGGCUGCAACUGCCACUGGUUUGGAGACUGAUGUGACAUCAACAACACGACCUAUGCUGGUAACACCAAACAGGUUUACACGUACCAGUCAGACUGCAUACUGGAACACAGGGAAUGGUUCCCCAGAUGCUAUAGAGUUUAUGGUAGACAAGCCAGGAAUCGUGAUUGCAGGAAUAUGCCUGUAUGGCGGAGAGGGAGGGUACAACUAUGAACUGGAACUCUUGGAUGAGCAAAGCGGUGCUCAGAAUGCAGACCCUUCUCAUACCCAGAGAUGGCACAAUAUUGAGAUUGUGAAGGGAUCAUAUGGUCCAGAUGACUCUGUCAAUGACAUUGCAGAAAUCAAGUUUGAUAAACCUAUUCCCAUAAAGGAAGGGGUAAAGUAUGCCAUACGUCUACGUAACCGUGGUUUCCAGAGAACUUUCAAUGGUGAUGGUGGUAUCAGCAAGGUCAAAUGUCCCGAUGGAACGACCUUCACCUUUACUGCUUGUUCCCUCAGUAGUAAUGGAACCAACCAUAUGAGAGGACAAAUUCCUCAGAUAUUAUAUUACAGUGCACCACAAGAGGGUGAACAGCACCAGCAGAACACAAAGAACUUGGCAGAACUACAGGCCAGGAAAAAUGCUAUAGACAUAGUCAGUGCUAUAUGCCGUGUAGCCACGGAUCUGCUGCAUCGGGCACAAAGCAUACCAUCAGAAGUUGUGAAGGAAACAUUGGGAAAUUCCCAGUUGUUUAAAUCUCUCCUGCCACUCUGUUUAGCAUACAUUGGUCCAGUGGCCUCCCAGGAUCCAAGGGGAGCAGUGCAGGUACUAGGACUGGUACAGGAGAUACUGCCAGCACUGACCACCCUGAUAAACCAAGUAUUUCCUGCUCCUCCAAAAUUAGAGGCAGGGGAGGUAACUAAUGGUGGCAUCACACCACAACACUACGCUAUACUGGAGAGUGAUCACCCCUACAAACCUGCCACAGUUGCUAAUUACAAGGUGACAUUCCCGGAGACAGUGAAGUGGAUGGUUGUAGAGUUUGAUCCCCAGUGUGGCACUGCGCAGGCAGAGGACACCCUGCAACUGUUUGUACCAGGCUACCAGAAGUUUGAGGCUCCAGCUACACCAGCUCCUGUACUCGGUGAGGAACAGGAGACAUCAAAGAUGGCUUACUGGCCUAUUUUGAGGAAAUUCCAUGGAACAACUACCUGGCCCAAGUUAUCUGUUGUUAUACCUGGAAAUGAGGUGAUAUUUUCCCUGGAGACAGCAUCAGAUUAUGUGAAGGAUGAGAAGGCCUGUUUCUAUGGUUUCAAGUGUUUCAUUGUAGGCUAUGAGUGGAAAAAUGGAACAGAAGAAACAAUAUGUCACCUGGAGAAAGAAUUAAGUUACCUGGGUGGAAUGUGUAGUUCAUCUCUGAUCAAGAAGGACAUUAUGUUACCGCCAGUCACUGUAGAGGAACUAGAGGAAGAUAUGGACUAUGUAGAGGAAGCAGCACAAAUGGUAUUUGGUGAACACUCUCAACUGCUUGGGAAAGGAUUUGCCUUGUCAAGGCCCCCGACCGUAGUACAAGCUCUAGAAGGGAACUUGCCAUUCUGUUGGCAGAGCAAUGAGAGAUCAUUUCUCAAGGAUUAUGUGUCAUGUACCAAUGGUACUAGUGGAUGUAGACUGGCUAGAUGGUUGCAGCCAGAUUCAUAUGUGGAUCCCAGACAGUGUGUAAUACAAUACAGUGAGGAUGACUUAAAAUGUAGCUGGCCAAACAUCAUAAUUGUCCUUACCAAAGAUCAGUAUGGACAACAAGUAUAUGCUCCAAAUCUCAAGGUUGAGGUACGAGCCGUGCCUAUUGACCUAGAUCCAUCAGGAGAUGAAUAUAAGCGUAUGCGACGCUUGAGUCGUCCAGAUGAGGGUACAACAACGUUCGGAGGUCACCAGCCUCCCUGUCUUGAUACACCAUAUGAAGUUACUAUAAAAGACAAGAAAGAUGCCUUCCAUGCCAUCUGUAUGAUGAAAGCUUAUGAGAACUAUUCGUUUGAGGAGUUGCGCUGGGCAGCACCUGCAGUACCAAGGCCAAGUGAGAAUAUGCUGGUUAGGUCAGCUGAUGAUGGCACAUACCAUGCUAACUGGACUCCCAGUAGUAUAGGCCUCUAUAACAUCUUUGUCAGCAUUGAUGGGUUUGAAACAGGAGAGACAUACAAAAUGGAGGUAAAGGAGCCACCAAAAGGUGUUACCCCACCCACUCAGUCAUUGAAACGACAACAGAGAAAGCAGAUGAGGAAGUUUGUGGGUAAGAACAGUGCUGGACUGAGGGUGAGGACAAACCCAUCAUUACAGAGUGAACAGAUUGGUAUUGUGAAACCUGAGGGGGUCAUCUCAUUUAUGGACGAGGUACACAAUGAUGAUGGUGUAUGGUUACGACUGUGUGCUGACAGCAUCAAGGAGUGGUGUAACAAUGGUUUUACAGAUGCAUGGGUGUUACAGUAUAACCAGCACCUGGGAAAAACACUGCUGGUUCCCCUAGAGGAACCUAAGUCAAUCAUUGAUGAAAUACUCAAUGAAACAGUGAAGAAAUUUCAAAUGUAUGGCCAGAAACCAACCACACAACCUGUUCAAGGAGGUCCAGGUGCAUAUGAAGUUGUCAAGUGUGGGUCAUUUGGACAUAACAUCAGAAACCAUCCCAAUCUUAAGGCCACACCUGUAGGCCGUGUCACCAUGGGUAACCAAGUUAAUAUUAUUGAAGAGGUUGUAAAUGUUGAGGGUACAUGGGUGAAAUUAGACCCAGACAGUGUAGAGCAGUAUUGUCAAAAUAAAGAUGGUGAGGCCUGGGCGCUGGCAAAAUCCAAGGAUAACACUGCAUAUCUCCUGCAUGAAUCUCAGCUGGGCCUCAGUCAACAGUCAUCUGCCAAAGAUCCAUUCGCAUUCAAUACCUUGCCACCCCAGGUCCAACAAGGUGGUUUUGACUUUGGUAGUCCAGGACAGAGGUAUCCGAUGUUUGGACAGGACCAGGGUACUGUGUUUGGUAACAGGAGAACUAGUCCAUUUGCCUUUGGAUCCCAAUCCAACCUGUCAGUAUUUGGCAAUUCACCUUUACAACCUCAAGCCAGUCUGCCACACGGGUUUGGAAAUAUUCCUAACUUUGACCGCUACCAGAGGAGCGAGAUGGGACGUACAUACUCCCUGCCUGCUUCUGCUACUCACCAGCCAUAUGGUAAUGUUGGAUCUGGUAUACAGUUUUCUCCGAGGAAUGCUUCUCCUGUCGUCUCUACAAGGUCUCCAGCUCCAGGUUCUCCAAAGUUUUCACGGAAGGAAAUGCAAGCUAGUGGUCUUCCGGCAGAUCUGCAGGGAGUUUCUGUGAAAGAUCUAGUCAAAGCUUUAGGCCAGUCACAAAUUGACCAACUUGAGUGGUCUAACCUGGAAUGGCUUUUCAAUAAAGAGCCGAGUGGUCUCGCAGUUAAUAUUGCCGGAAAGGAGUACAGGGCCCUCACUCGAGCUAUCAGCCCCAAAAAGCUUGCCCAGCUUAUAGGUGAAAGUCAGGCCAAUGGUAACGGACCAACCCCAGUCCCCUCACCUCCAGGCUCACCAAAGAAAUUGUCAAGGAGUUCUAGUCCACAGACAUCUGUUGAUAAGCAAGGUUCCCCAAGGUCUGGUUCACCAGUUGCUAGAAGUGGAAGUCCGAAACAAUCAUUCUCUCCAGCAAGAGUAAGCUCAGUGGCCUCGGAAAAUUCUAAUGCUUUCGUCACCCCUCCUAGUAGCCCUCUUACUACUAGAAAAGGGCAACUGAUGAAGGAAGCUUCAGCUGACCGUCCGUCUGUUUCCCCGCCAGAUUCACCACUAGUCCGCCAUGUUGCCAUUGAGGGAGCAGAGGUAAAGGAAGAACCAAGCCAGGGUACAUUGAGUCCUCGGUUCUCAUCACCCAGUAGAAUCAGUCCUCAAGGGAGCCCUAGAAGAUCUGGGAGCCCACAUGUCAGCUCCAGUCCCUCUAGAGCUGCAGCAGGUUCACCAUCCCUGACAGGACAAGGGGGUGAAGGGGUCAAGGUCGCCUUUAAUAUAGGGGCUACAAAUAAAGAGGAAACUGCUGGCAGACUGUCACCAAAGAAUAUUCGGAAAGACAGAGGUCGUCAACUGAGAACAAAACGUGAGAGAGCAUCAUCACCUUCCCAACGAGAUCUUGGUCCCAUGUCAAGGGCACGUGCGUUCUCUGCAUCCAUGGUGAUGGACAGACCCAAACAUUAUGUGAAGGAAGCUAUGUCGCCAUCAGUGGCAGAGACUCUACGUUCUGUAUUUGCUGCCUUCUUGUGGCAUGAGGGAAUCGUGCAUGAUGCCAUGGCCUGUGCCUCUUUCUUAAAAUUUAAUCAAAACCUAACAAAGGAGAUGUCAUUGAUAAACAAGUCAAAAAAGCCAGAAAAACAAAGGGAAAGGGUAAGACAUGCAACAGAUUCAAGUAAAGAUCAGACAAAGAAGAAGGAAAACAUCAAUGAACCUCGUGUCAGAUUUAAGAUUGACUCCAAGGUCAAAAGUGAUGAGAAACCUGAAACACAUUACUCCGACUCUGAGAAGAAAAAAGAACCAGUCAAGUACAAAUCUGAUAUUAAAACUGUUGAACAUUUUCUUCUGUCUGAAAAGUCUGCUACAAUAGAAAAAGAAACCCAGUUACCACCAACCUUACAACAUUUAGUUUAUUUCUGGGACGAGUUGUCAUCUGCAACUUUACGUGUCAUAGUUCAGGAGCUUGUUUAUCCUAGUCCUGCAAUAGCAAUAAGAAGUAAGAAACCUGAAAAGAAAGAUGAGAAGAAGGAUAAGGAGAAGAAAAGUAAGAAAAAGAAGGAAGUGAAACAAAUGGGACGUGCUGGAAUAUUUGCUGAAGCAAUAGCUAUGGGUGUUUAUGGUGGAGGAGUUGAGAGGGAGUCAAAUUGUGAACUGUGCAAUGGAAUGUUUCCCCACCCAGUGACAUACCAUAUGAGACAGGCUCAUCCAGGGUGUGGGAGGCAUGCAGGUGGGAAGGGAUAUAACAGUGGUGGGAACUUCUGUGAUGGAUGGGCAGGGAAUUGUGGGGAGGGUGGUGUGGGUGGAAGUAGCUGGUACCUCAUUUGUGAUAAAUGCAGGGAGAAAUAUUUGAAAGAGAAACGGCAUGCUCAGAAAGAAAAAGACAAAAAUAAGAAAGGCAAGAAGAAGAAUACAUUGUCAAGGCAACAGAAUGUCAUGCUACCUCUUGAACCCCAUAUAAUUCUGAAGAACAAUGCCAUGUUCUUACUUGAUCUUGCAAGUGCUUCUGGAUUUCAGCUGCCAACCCAUAGUCAGAAGAAAGUCUCUCCAAACCACGAUUUACUGCUGCCUAGUGUGAUAGAAGAAUACAGAAUGGAUCUUAAUCCAUUCCCACAAGUUCCCUUUCAAUAUUUGAUAAGGCAGAGUGCACAGAGUUCAGAUUCAGCAUUUGCAGAUGAAUUUUAUAUUGAUGCAGAUGAGAGAGUGAGAUCAGGGUCAAUGAGUAUGAGACGACCAGUCCAUUCACUCUCCUAUCGACCUAGACUUCCUACAGAACCUAGACACAGUCCAUUAGCAAGGUCAGGGUCACUUGGCAAAGAUCAAAGGCCCUUAUCUACAUGUAUUCCGCCAACUAGUCCACUGGAAGGACGUAUAGAUGUGAGUAUGCACAGUGCAGGGACCAGCCCUGAGUCAGAACCAGAGGGAGCAAAGAAAAGUGCAUUUCAACGCAGUAUAUCAGAGAUUGUAUCUGAUGAUGAUAGCAAUGCCCAUGACAAAAAUCUGGGUCGUCUUUUCUCACCUCGUAGGAGAAAUAACAGUGGAGGUGUUGGUGAUGGAGGAACCUUAUUAAAACACCCGUCAGCUGCAAUGACAAAGUUGAUUGGCUCCACAGACAAGGGAGGUAAUGUUCUACCUCUGAGUAGUCAGGAGAGAGCUCUCAGUCGACCUGUGAUGGCCUUUAUAGUACAGAGACAUGAUCUGGAUGGUUUACAGUUAGCAAUGAGACAGGCACUGAGGAAGGCAACAUGUAGGGUGUAUGCUUUACAGGCAAUGAACUGGUUGUUGCGCAUGGUUACCCAGUCAAUAUGUAUACAUGACCUGCUAUGGUUCUUUGUGUCGGCACUGAGUCCCGGCGAGGAGGAGUCAGACGAGGUUCCAGAGGAAGCCAAGGAUGGACAGAAGAAUGAACCAAUUGUGAAAGACCAGAAGAAAGACCCGAAGAAGGAUCAAGAAGAGGUUCCAGUGUGUGACCAUCCGAUGGCUGAUAUCACCAUAGCGGGUAAAGCUGUUGAUCCAUUACCCGAGACGUUCCAUGCAUUGUUACAGUCUAUAGCUGAUGUCACCAUGUGUCUACCUAUUGGUAGUGUCAUACAGCAAAUGUCCCUGCGUUGUUUCUGUAUGAAGUUUCGUCAGUCUGACCACCAGUUCCUGCACGAGAGUCACGUGUUCAGCAACAUCAGUCAGAUACUCAGUAAAUCGGACGAGUUAGCAGAGGAAAGUAAUGGAGAACCUCAACAAACCCCAUACAAAGUGAUCUCCCUAAAGGAUCUUACUCCAACUGCUGAGAUUAAAGCUUCCAGUAGACAAGCCAUGAUUGCCAGCCUCACAGAUAAUUCCACGGAAACUUUCUGGGAGAGUGGUGAUGAGGACAGAAAUAAACUGAAGACCAUAACAAUAACAUGUCAGGGUCAGGCCAACCCGAGAAUUAUAUAUGUGCACAUAGACAAUACAAGAGAUCUAGGGAGUAAGGUAUCCAAUAUCACAUUCAAUGCUGGCCCAGCUGUUGAGGACAUGAAGAAGGUGUUUCAGUGUGAGGUUGACACAAGACAUAUUGGCUGGAUAAACUGUCCUAUACCUGAGGAGGAUUGUAAAUGUAUCCAGCUGUCUAUGAGAGGCCCUGACCACAGUCUCCGAGUGAGGCAGGUGAAGGUCCUUGGGGACAAGAUAGAUCUUCCAGUGAAGAAGAGUGCAGCUCAGAUACAGCAGAUGAACUGUGAGGCAGAGACUUUGAAAGUGUUCAGACUUCUCACAUCACAGGUAUUUGGCAGAUUAAUAGACAAGUUAGACAGUAAGAAGACACCAGAUACGUGGGAUCAACAGGACAGUGAGCCUGAUCUCAAGGAACAUAUGGUCGGAAUACUCUUCAGUCGUAGCGGGAAACUCUCACACCUUCAAAAACAGGUGUGUUCCCACAUUGUACAAGGUAUCAAGAAAGAGACUGUGAGAGUCCGAGAUGAAUGGGAGGCUUCUUUGCUGCUCAAAGGCGGGGCUCAACAAGACAUCAAAUCCAAUGACAUGUUUUGUUUUGAGUUGGUUUCCAUGGUAACAGCAUUAACUGGUUCUGGUGUAGGUAGAGCGUACCUUGCUCAGCAGUAUGGUCUACUACAAGACUUGUUUAGUCUUCUACAUACAGCUUCACCUAGAGUGCAAAGACAGGUUUUGUCUGUGUUACGACGUGUGUUACCAGAUGUGAAGCCUCAGACCCUUGCCAACAUCCUGUCAGUGCCCUCCCUUCCACCUGUAGAGUACAGUAUAGUGAGUAUGGCCAGUAAGGAGGAAGGUGACCGAGGGUUUGAUCCUCAGAAACCUUGUAUCCUCGAUGUGUUCCUUGCUUGUAUUGCCAAGGCACUGACAGUUCAGAUGAAGGUCAAGGCUGCAGGGCCACAUAAGGGAAUCACUUCCUUGAUGCUGGCAGAUGCAAUAACAGAGCAGUCAAUGAUCACAGCUACUGGACCUCGGUGGUGGUUGAGAGGUAGAAUGACCAGCAGCCUUGCCAAUAACGUGAUCUCCUUGGUACAAGACAUGGCAAAUGGUAGUCUAUCUGAGGGCUGGAAAGACGUUACCAAGGCAGCCAUUGCUGAAGCCAUCCUAGCAUUAACCAAAUUGGAAGAGGGAUUGAGAGCUCCACAAGCUUGUAUAAAGACCCCUACUGUAUGGCUAGCGCUUGCCUCCCUGUGUGUUCUGAACCAAGAUCAUGUUGAACGCCUGACCUCUGGUGAAUGGGUGAGCAGUCCAAACGGAACCCAUGGCCAGCCACGCCCGACAUGUGAUAACCAUGAUGAUGGAGAGACUCCAGCUAUCAUCCUGUGUCUGGGCUGUGGUAACCUGUGUGCAGAUUGUGACAGAUUCCUGCAUCUUCAUAGAAGUAAACGUUCACAUCAGAGACAGGUGUUUAAAGAAGAGGAAGAGGCAAUUAAGGUAGAUCUACAUGAAGGAUGUGGUAGAACCAAACUUUUCUGGAUCAUGGCUCUCGCAGACUCCAAAAUGCUGAAAGCAAUGGUGGAAUUCAGAGAGGGAAAAGGUAAAUCUGCAGCAACUCCUGGCAAGGCUGGACCAGGCACCUGUAGGUUCUGUGGCACCACAAGCAACACCGGUGUACUGGCCAUUGGUAAUGUCUGCUCUGAUCCAGACUGUCAGGCCUAUGCAGAGGAAGCAUGCAACAAGACGCUAUCUUGCGGACAUGUGUGUGGUGGUAUAAAGAAUGAUACAUGCCUACCUUGCCUACAUCGUUGCCGUGCUGAGGACCAGGAAUUACUGAAACAAGACUCGGAUGACAUGUGUAUGAUCUGCUUCACAGAGGCGCUUUCUGCCGCACCUGCUAUACUGUUGAAGUGUGGUCAUGUAUUCCAUGCUCACUGUGCGAGGAGAGUGCUGGAGAAUAGAUGGGUCGGUCCCAGAAUAACUUUUGGUUUCUCACAUUGUCCUAUUUGUAAGUGCAAUAUUGAUCACCCGGUGUUACGAGAGUUGUUGAGACCCAUACAGCAGCUCUAUGAGGACGUACAUAGAAAGGCUUUAAUGAGGCUGGAGUACGAGGGUUUACACAAGGCAGAUGCAAUCAUCACCCCCGGGGCAAGGUUCUACAAGGACCCUGCAGGGUUUGCUAUGGACAGAUAUGCCUACUAUGUUUGCUACAAGUGCAGAAAGGCAUACUAUGGAGGAGAAGCUCGUUGUGAUGAGCAGAUAGAAGGUGGAGAUCAGUUUGACCCUACAGAGUUGGUGUGUGGAGCAUGCUCUGAUGUUACCAUGGCUCAAAUGUGUCCAAAGCAUGGGACAGACUUCCUCGAGUACAAAUGCCGUUACUGUUGUUCUGUGGCUGUAUUUUUCUGCUUUGGAACAACACAUUUCUGUAACCUUUGCCAUGAUAACUUCCAACAAGUCACAAGUAUACCAAAAUCUGAGCUACCUAAGUGCCCAUGUGGCCCUCGUGGCAAACAGUUGGAAGGUGACGAGUGUCCUCUCCAUGUGAAACACCCUCCCACGGGUGAAGAGUUUGCCCUCGGAUGUGGAGUUUGCCGCAACGCUCAUACCUUCUAGAAUAUAUAACAUUCAACACAUUUCUGUUGUACUGUUUGUUUAUAGAGAUGUGUUAUUAGACUCGGAAUGUGUUACUAAUUUGACAUUUACAAGGGUCUGUAGGCCAUAAGAUGGUCAGUAUAAAUCACUGGUCGGUUGACACAAUAUAUCCUUGGUAACAAGGUUAACUUUUAAAUAGAAUUGUUAAAUAACUCUGUCUUAAUACAGUUGUAUGAUAUUACACGAGAGCAAUACCUUCAUAAAUAUUCAAGUAAAGUUUUACAUGUUCUUUUCUCAUUCUACAUAACAGUUAGAUGACAUGAAAUCACUGCCUGAUUACACAUUGUAACAUGGAAUCAGUAAUUUUUAAUAGUCGCUUUUCAUACACACAGUCAAGAUAAAUAUAGAACUUUGAAACAUCUCAUUGUUUUGACAGUAUCACAGUACUUGAUUUUUUUAAGUAUAAUUCGUACUAAGGAUGACAAUAGUGAAAUAACUGUAGUGAUUUUUAUGUAAAAUUGAUUGGAGUAUUGUACACUUUCGUUUCUUUUGAGAAAUCAGUGGUGCAUGUGUCUGUUUACAAAACUGCUUUCAAAGGCAUAAGUGUCAAUAUUUUUUUUUGGCUGUGACUAAAUACAGAGUUGGUGCGCCCGUGAUAUAUUACAGACUCCGGUAUAUACCGGAUUAACUAAAUUGGAACAAAAAUACCUUAAAUGUAUAUAUUUUGUAACCAUGGUGAUUCUAACCCUAACCUUUAGUCAGUAUAUUAUGCACAUUAUACACUAAAUGCGUGCGGACAUGCAAAAAAAUGAGUAUUUUUGCUGUGCGUUCCAUUUGAUAAUAAUUCCGCGCAUGUGCAGAACGGCUGCACCAACUCUGCAAUGAGAAACAUUCUCUUUUUUUUUGUUCUGUAAUAAACCAUUCACUCGCUGAAAAACAAGUACCCUGCCAUAGAAUUUGGUUGUUCCAGGUUGUUUAAACAGUCUUGAAAGAACAGAAUCUAAUCAGUUAAGAAACUAAUCGAAUCAUUUUCUGGUUAAGCUAGGAUUUUCAGUUUAUUGUACCACCCCCCCCCCCCCCAACAACAAAGUUGUAAAGGUGGGUAUACUGGUUUCAGGUUGUAUGUCUGUCUGUCUGUCUGUCCGUAGACACAAUCUUGUGCGCUCCAUCUCUCCUCAUCCCCUUGACACAGUUUAAUGAAACUUCACACAAGUGAUCAGUAACAACAGUAGUUGUGCAUGGGGCAUGUUAGGUUCUUUUAGAAAAAAAAAUUGCAGAGUUACGGGACUUUGUUUUUUGUUACUAUACUAUAUACAUAGACACAAUCUUGUGCGCUCCAUCUCUCCUCAUCCCCUUGACACAAUUUAAUGAAACUUCACACAAGUGAUCAGUAACAACAGUAGUUGUGCAUGGGGCAUGUUAGGUUCUUUCAGAAAAAAAAUUUGCAGAGCUGUGGGACUUUGUUUCUUGUAAAUAUACUAUGUACAUACAGUCUGCAUAUGCAAUCUUGUGCGCGCCUAAUCUUCCGAACCCUUGCACAUAAUUUAAUGAAACUUCACACAAGUGAUCAGUACCAACCCUAGUUGUGCAUGGUGCAUGAUACGUUCUUUUAGAUAAAUAUUCUGCAUAGUUAUGGGACUUUGUUUUUUUUGUUAUUAUACUGUAUACAUACAGUCUGUAUACAUACAGUCCACAUAAUUAUGCAAUCUUGUGUGUGUCAAAUUGCAAUGUACUGUGUCAGUGCAUGAGGGGGGUACAUUCAUCACCUUUAGUGAUAGCUCUAGUUGUGUUAGUAACAUAUUGGUACGUAUUUAUCUUACAAAACAUAACAAACUAGCUCAAGUACGUAUAUGAAAAAUCAUCAAGAAUUCAGAACAGUGGAUUCUAAUUAUGUAAAUAAUUCUCGUGUCUUCAUUUUACUUCUACAAGUAGUAUGUUGUUUUCAUUUUAUGUACUGUUUUUGAUGAUUUAAUUCCCCUAGAAGUCCAUGUACAUGUAUAUAUUCAGUGUACUCGCUUCCCACUAAUGACAUGUUUAUGCUAAAAGAUCAAAGUGCUUUCGAUACCACUGCUAUAUAUGUUUUACUGGAAUUUUGUUAGUUUUUUUCUGUGAUAUUUUCAAAUAAAUCUUUACAACAUCA